Bathycoccus prasinos is the source of this 1236-nucleotide messenger RNA. RefSeq lists its product with no specific name. Gene Ontology annotation, cellular component: cytosol. Gene Ontology annotation, biological process: glycolytic process; fructose 1,6-bisphosphate metabolic process. NCBI's taxonomy places the organism in Eukaryota, Viridiplantae, Chlorophyta, Mamiellophyceae, Mamiellales, Bathycoccaceae. The transcript has a single exon. Gene Ontology annotation, molecular function: fructose-bisphosphate aldolase activity. The record is from RefSeq and is a predicted model, not a curated record. Bases 1 to 1236 code for a protein of 411 amino acids.
AUGAUGAUGAUGAUGAUGAUGUGUCAAACAACAACUGCGUUUUCCCCGUCGUUCUCCUCCACUCUCGCGAAAAAGAAGAACUCGAGGAUCGCGAAAACGCGGGGAAUAACAACAACAACAGCGACGACGCAAUCGUUCGGUCCGUGCUCUUGCCACGGCGGCGACCAUCUCUCCGCCGAACGCAAAGCUGAACUCGUGUCUGUUUGCGAACAAAUCGGCACCGCGGGGAAAGGCAUCACCGCCUGCGAUGAAGGACCAGGGACGAUUGGCAUGCGCUUAGAAAACGUCGGGAUGGUGAACACGGAAGAGAACCGAAGAGCGUACAGGCAGAUGUUGUUUGAAUCGCCGAACGCGAAUAAGUACUUAUCCGCGGCUAUUCUCGACCCGGAGACGUUGUAUCAGAAAUCGAACUCGAAGAAGCACGACGGGAAACUGUUCCCGCAGGUGUUGAGCGAGAUUGGGAUCGUUCCGGGAGUGAAGCCGCACUUGAAAGUUUACGCGUUGCCUGGUCAAUCUGGAGCGACCGUCAUGCAAGGUUUGGAUUCGUUGGCGGUGAGAUUGCAAGAAUAUAAAGACGCCGGAUGCAAAUUUGCCAAGUGGAGAUCGCCGAUGGAUAUCGACAUCGUUAACGGUCAACCGAGCGAUUUGACCAUCGAGACGAACAUGUUGGAUUUAGCUCGAUACGCGUUAAUUUGCCAAGACGUUGGUUUGGUUCCAAUUGUCGAACCAGAUGUCUCGUUGAAAGGCGAUCACGAUUUAGAAACCGCGGUGAGAAUCAACGUUAAGAUCCAAUCCGUGUUGUUUAAAGCGAUGUUAGAUCACGGCGUGUACAUGGAAGGCGCUUUGUUGAAAUCGAACAUGGUCAACCCGGGUAAAAACUGUUCGAAAACGUACACGGUCGAUGAAAUCGCCGAAGCGAACUUGGAAGUUUUCCGAAGAUGCUUCCCGACGGCGAUGCGCUCGGCGAACUACUUGUCCGGCGGACAAAGCUUAGAAGACGCGGCGGCUCGAUUGGAUGCCAUCAACAAGAAGAAAACUGUUCGAGAUCCGUGGAAUUUAUCCUUCUCCUGGUCAGCGGCGUUACAAAUGCCUUUGUUCGAGUUGUGUCGAGGCAAAGACGAAUUGCCGUUGCAAGAGAUGGAGAAAUUGUACGUGAAAGAGUUGGAAGUCGCCGGUAAAGCCGCGUUGGGGAAACACAAGAGAACCGGGACGGAUGGCGACCACAUCGGUAAGUGA